AUGAUAUAACCUCAAAUUAUGUACAUGUAAAAUAAAUUCCAGAACAAUGAAUUAGAGUUGAUUUAAAUAGACUUAGUUGUUGUUUUGGAAACAUGUUUCACGUCAUAAAAUCGGUCGUAGUGACCGUUCCCAUUGUCAUAACAUUCGUUGAUACCGUUGGAUACAUUGCUCGUGUAGAUGGUACAUCAAUGCAACCGGCUUUGAAUCCAAAAACAGAAGAAUCGGAAGACUAUGUAUUUUUGUCAAAAUGGGCUCUAAAAGACGUACAUAGCGUUCAACGUGGUGAUAUUAUAUCCUUGACCUCACCAAAAGAUCCCAGUCAAAAGCUUAUUAAACGAAUCGUUGGAUUGCAAGGUGACAUUGUACCAACAAUUGGCUAUAAAAAACCAUACGUUAAAGUUCCGCCCGGACAUUGUUGGGUUGAAGGAGAUCAUACGGGUCAUUCGUUAGAUAGUAACACAUUUGGUCCAGUAUCAUUAGGAUUAAUGACAGCCCGUGCGACAUAUAUUGUAUGGCCACCAUCUAGGUGGCAAAAUCUAAGUGUAGCGAAUGAGGCACCACAACGACAAAAAUUAGUUGCAAUAGGAAAAUCAAGCAGCAGCAUAGACUAGAAUAGACAAUGAAAUGCUCGAGAAAAAUGUAUAUUUAAAAAUAAAUCAUCCUUUAAUUAAUAGAAUAAAAACUAUUUUUGUUUGUAUGGGUCAAUAUUAAUUGAAA
Molecule: messenger RNA, 717 nt
Organism: Contarinia nasturtii (swede midge)
Lineage: Eukaryota; Metazoa; Arthropoda; Insecta; Diptera; Cecidomyiidae
Product: mitochondrial inner membrane protease subunit 2
Exons: 3
Coding region: 93-611 (172 amino acids)
Biological process (GO): mitochondrial respiratory chain complex assembly
Cellular component (GO): mitochondrial inner membrane peptidase complex; membrane
Molecular function (GO): serine-type endopeptidase activity
Source: RefSeq, a predicted model, not a curated record